Messenger RNA from Wasmannia auropunctata (little fire ant), 1212 nucleotides. RefSeq lists its product as uncharacterized. The record is from RefSeq and is a predicted model, not a curated record. The transcript has 4 exons. Lineage: Eukaryota; Metazoa; Arthropoda; Insecta; Hymenoptera; Formicidae. Bases 42 to 1187 code for a protein of 381 amino acids.
GGAGAGAGCCCCGUGCUCCGGGGGCCCAGUACCGUUCAAAGAUGCAGGCUGCCGGGACGUUGCGUGGUACCAGGGCCAUCUCCCUUCUGGUACUCCUGGUACCUCUCAUUGGCUAUGCCUAUUCGAGUCCCAUACAAUAUUUGCCCAGUAUCCCAGGAUACAUUCCCGUUUAUAUAAGAUACGGAGACGAGCCGUUGGAGGGAAUAAAUCCCGAGUUGGCCGAAGCUUUCGGAGAGACAUCAAAUUCGGUUAAGAGUUUACAGAAGAUAGACCACACGCUCGCUCACGAGUCUGACAAUUUCAAAGAUGACGACAUAGACACUUUUCUGGAAGAGUCAAAGGGGGAACAUGCUUAUCCGUUGCACGUGCGAGCAGCAGAAAGUCGUUCGUUCGCCGCUGCCAACGAUCCAGGGAAUCCUAAUAAACCAAAGCUGCUAACUAUUUAUACAUUACCCGAUGAUAACGAAAGCAGGCCACGUAGACGUUAUCGAGGAAGAUCUAGGCUAAAGAGUUCUAGAAAACGGCCCGCGUUUAAGGUCAAUCCACUCUCCGACGAAGAAAAGGAAGAGCUGGAAAAACUGGCGAUCGAGGUAGAAAAAGAAGAGACCAAACCCAACGAACUUUAUGCUCCAAAUCCCAGACAUCCUGAAUCGUCUGAGAAUACACGCGGUCGUCAUAAAACUCACAAUUUUAUCGCGCCGAUAAAAGUGCAAGUUCCACUCGACGACGACUUGGCAGACCUACCGAAAGUUCCACAAAUCAACGAUUUUUCGGAUCACAAUAUUGCUACAGCGGAGAAAGAGGAACCGCCAAUUAAGGGACAGCGUCCAGCUACAAUUUGGUCUAAUGUACAUAAAUUAUCGCCUAUCGAUUUGCCAAACGAAAAUGAAAAUGAUAAAGAGACUACAUCUGAAGUUAAAAAAGUUAAAGAGGAACCAAUUACAAAGUUUAAUCUACUAGAUCUAACGCCUCAAGAUACGGAUCUUUCGAAAUUCUCGAAUGAACAUAACAUCGUUACAACUGAAGCUGAUAAUAACGAACCGCCUAUUAAGGUGCAACGUCCAACAACAUUUUUGUCGAAUGUAGAUAAACUCUCACCCAUCGAUUUGCCGAACGAAAACGAUACCAAUGAAAAAAAUAAAACGAAAGACUUUAUACAAUCUACCGACGAAGUUGCAACAGAUUAAAUAAUCAAAGCUUUUUACGCUAAAA